AUGGAUGAUUUUUUAACAAAAUCCAAAAAGUUUUUUAGCGACGUUAAUCAAUUAAAAAGCUAUUCAGCUAGUUUUGAACAUCUGGGAUCACAAAAAAAUAGUGGUAUUUUAGAUAAAAAAACUGAAAAAAUGCUUAAUAAUCAAAUGGAAGCCAUUAAUAAUAAAUUUCGAAAGCUUUCCAAUGAACUAAAAGAUCGUUUACAAGAAGCUACAAGCGAAAUUUCUGAUAGCCAAAGCAAUGAGAACUUUAUGUACAAAACAAAAAAAAUUCAUGUUCAUUCGCAAACUAAAGCAUUAACAAGUGCGAUUAAUGAAUAUAGAGAUGCACAGUAUCAAUAUAAAAAAGAAGAGGAAGAAAAAUUUAAGCUUCAGUUUUUUAUUGCGAGACCUGAUGCAAAUGAAGACGAAAUAAGUGAGUGUAUCAAUGAAGACAGAGGGGAGUCUAUUUUAGCAUCAGCCUUUGCAUUAGGAAGUAAUUCAGCAAAAGGAAUAUUAGAUGAAGCAAAAGACAGAAAAACUAAUAUACAGAAAAUUGCCACUAUGAUACAAGAACUUAUAGAAAUGCUUAAAAUUUUAAAUGAUGCCAUAUAUCAACAACAUGAUGUUGUAGAUAAUAUUGAACAGGAUAUAACAACUGCACAUGAAAAUACAGCAGCAGCAAAUAUAGACUUAGAAGCUGCACUUGAUUAUCAAAUUCGUGCGUCUAGACUUAAAAAAAUUCUUAUAGGUAUUGUUGUAACAAUAGUUGUAAUUAUUGUAAUAUUUGUAGUUAUAAAAAUAGCCUUUUUUUCAGACUAUUCGCCAUAUGGAAAGCAUCAAUAUAAUGUGAUAUUUUAA
Molecule: messenger RNA, 837 nt
Organism: Vairimorpha ceranae
Lineage: Eukaryota; Fungi; Microsporidia; Nosematidae
Product: t-snare complex subunit syntaxin
Exons: 1
Coding region: 1-837 (278 amino acids)
Biological process (GO): intracellular protein transport; vesicle fusion; exocytosis
Cellular component (GO): SNARE complex; plasma membrane; endomembrane system
Molecular function (GO): SNAP receptor activity; SNARE binding
Source: RefSeq, a predicted model, not a curated record